Puccinia graminis f. sp. tritici CRL 75-36-700-3 is the source of this 1215-nucleotide messenger RNA. RefSeq lists its product as uncharacterized. The coding region runs from base 1 to 1017 and encodes 338 amino acids. Gene Ontology annotation, molecular function: phosphatidylinositol transfer activity. The transcript is spliced from 5 exons. The record is from RefSeq and is a predicted model, not a curated record. Lineage: Eukaryota; Fungi; Basidiomycota; Pucciniomycetes; Pucciniales; Pucciniaceae.
AUGACGGCCACCAACACGACGACCAUCGAGAGCGUGUGCAAGCUACUCACCACGCCAUCUGCGGGGACCCAGCCGGAAGAUCCGAAGCCGGUGUCAUUGAACGUUGCCCAAACGGAAAUGUUGAACCGAUUGAUUGGACAUUUCAGUGCCGAAGGGUUCCGGCCGCAGGAGAGGACAGUCGACAGUAAGGGCAAGGAGAAGGUCAAGGCUGGCGCACCACUGACGGCCUGGGAGGCGUGCUCACUGCUCAACCGAGAGGCUCUCCUGCGUUGUCUGCGCGCUGACAAGUGGGACCUGGCGAAAUGUCAGGCCCGACUUGAGGAGACCAUAAUUUGGCGCAGAAGUCUCGGCGGCGACGGCAUCGAAAUUGAGGGACAGGCGGCGACUCUAAAAACUGAGGCAGAAAGCGGGAAGAUGUUCACCCUCGGCUUCGAUAACAUCGGCCGGCCUAUCGUCCACAUGCGGCCUCGUAACCAGACCAGUGGUACCGGUGGCUCGGGACACCGGUUCCCACUGGCCUUCUGGCUCAUCGACCGGGCCAUCGAUCUCAUGCCCCCUGGAGUAGAAUCCAUCUUACUUGUCAUAGAUCUCGCUGGACCUCAAGAAUCACCGUCGGUCAAACAGCAAAAGGAUUUCGUUAGAACCCUAGGAGCACAUUACUGCGAACGACUAGGGCAGGCUCUAGUUUGCAAUAUGCCCACCUUAUUUGUUUGGGUACUCAAGGACAUUGAGAGUUACUGGCCAGCAUUGACCUUAGAAUGUGGUCAACGCCGUCGUGCACGACUCGAGAAAUGGGUGAAACUGGGGAAGAAGGUUGGCUCGAGUGAGCUCGAGGAUGAGCCAGCCGGCCAACGGGCCUCCUCGUCCAGCUCCGUCUCUUCCGCAUCCACUACCUACAGCGUUAGUAUGGCACCCAGCACCGCUAGUACCUCCGCUCCUGCCGAUUCGUCCACUUGCACCCUUCCUGAGAUCGCCCAUGGACCCGCCCCUCAAGCUCUGGUCGCUGUCUCCCAGUGAUCCUCUCUCAACAAGCUAUCGUAAAUGUACCCAUGGCAAUGGCAUAUCAUAUCACACCCAACCCACACAACCUCUCUUUCGCCUCUUCAACCAUCCAUUACUUGCUUCUUCUGCUUCUCUCUUGUGUAAUGCUUUUUCUAGACCUCUCUGGUCUCACCCCCGCCCACCCUUGAUUUCUAUUUCACUUUCUAGAUCUUG